CCCGAAUAUUUUGUUUCCGUCUUUUUCUUCCCCCUUUAUCUACAGUCAUGGGGCAGUAGAACAACAGAUAGUCCGUUCUCCAUGAAAGAAGGAGGAAACGAUAGCACAAUUUGUCGGUAGACAUUCUUGUCACACGGGGACAGUAUGGUUGACGGAAUAAUUGCUUUGGGUUGUGGCUGUUUUAUUUUAUCGCUCAAAGCAAAGUGAAUUUUCUCUCUCUCUUCCCCAACCUCCUCCUUACCUUCUGCCUCUGUCAGAGUGUUACGUCAGUUCCGGUCUGCUCUGUUGCGGGGGUUUGGCGAGGCAAGAUGGCGGCGCCAGAGGAACAGGAAUUAUCUCAGGAGCAGACUGAGAAACUCCUGCAGUUUCAGGACCUGACAGGUAUAGAGUCUAUGGAUCAGUGUCGCCGCACACUGGAACAUCACAAUUGGAAUAUUGAGGCAGCUGUACAGGACAGACUGAAUGAACAGGAAGGAGUCCCCAGUGUGUUCAAUCCACCAUCCUCCAGGCCUCUGCAAGUCAACACGGCAGACCACAGAGUCUAUAGCUACAUUGUUUCAAGGCCGCAACCCAGAGGCCUGCUAGGCUGGGGAUAUUAUUUAAUAAUGCUUCCAUUCCGUUUUACAUACUACACACUACUGGACAUAUUCAGGUUUGCGCUGAGAUUUAUAAGACCAGAUCCACGCGGCCGGGUUACAGAUCCUGUAGGAGAUGUGGUGUCAUUUAUUCAUAGUUUUGAAGAGAAGUAUGGUAGAUCACAUCCAGUGUUUUACCAGGGAACAUAUAGCCAGGCAUUAAAUGAUGCAAAACGUGAGCUUCGUUUUCUGUUGGUUUACCUUCAUGGAGAUGAUCAUCAGGACACUGAUGAGUUUUGUCGUAACACAUUGUGCACGGAGGAAGUUGCAAACUUUGUUAACACUAGAAUGCUCUUCUGGGCUUGUUCUACUAGCAAGCCUGAAGGAUACAGAGUCUCCCAGGCUCUGCGUGAGAAUACCUACCCUUUCUUGGCCAUGAUUAUGCUGAAGGACAGGAGGAUGACAGUAGUGGGAAGGUUAGAGGGGCUGAUCCAACCAGAGGACCUCAUCAAUCAGCUCACAUACAUCAUGGAAGCCAACCAGACCUAUCUGGUGUCCGAACGACUGGAAAGAGAGGAGAGGAACCAGACGCAGGCAUUGAGACAGCAGCAGGAUGAAGCCUAUCUAGCGUCCUUGCGUGCCGACCAAGAGAAGGACAGGAAGAAGAGAGAAGAGGAGGAGCAGAGGAGGAGAGAGGAGGAAAUGGCCAGGCAGAGUGUACUAGCCGAAGAGAGGAGAAGAAGGACCCUACAGGAAGAGAAGGAGCGCAAGUCUGAGUGUCUUCCCCCGGAGCCUCCCUCGGAUGACCCAGACAGUGUCAAAAUAGUCUUCAAACUGCCUAACGACUCUCGGGUGGAGCGGCGAUUCCUUUUCACACAGUCUUUAACGGUGAUCCAUGACUUCUUGUUUUCCUUGAAAGAAACCCCCGAGAAGUUUCAGAUUGUGACAAACUUCCCACGUCGAGUCCUGCCCUGCCUCCCAACUGAGGCACAGCCAAACCCCCCGACACUGAAGGAGGCUGGACUCAGUCGCUCAGAGGUUCUCUUCGUACAAGAUCUCACAGACGAUUGAUGCAAACUGUUCAAGCUCACCCACGGAACGCGUUUUCUUUUCGUUAGAUGGUCAUUGCGCACAAGGGAUCACUAAAAUAAACCUUGCCUGAAAAAGCCAUUUUUUUUUUCCUUGCCCUUCUACCAUGGACAUGUGGAUGAGUUACUGUUUCAGUUCUUUGAAUCUGCCCUGUAUAGAGAGAGUAAAUAUUUAUGAGUUUAAAAAGAUGGUUUGAAGAUAUGAACUUUUCAUCCCCUAAGCCCAAAACUGACCAUAUGUGUUUUUUUAUGCAACCCCAGUUUAAUAAUAUAAAUGUAUUUAUGUUAUGAAAAGACCAAAGGAGGGUUGGUGAUAAUAGAGCAGGACUGCUAACAGUUCUUAAAAAAUAAAACUCCACAGAAUUUACCUGUGGAUCUAGCCUAUAUAGCUUAGUAUAAGUUUGCCUAUAGUGUGCCUGUGGUAAUACAUAGAUGCCUAUUUUGCCAUUUUAAUAUUCUGAAUGGGCUGGUCAUGUUAAGAUGUAAUUUUUUCCAACUAUAAAUUAAACGUUUUAAAAUUUUA
This is a messenger RNA of Lepisosteus oculatus (spotted gar), 2186 nucleotides long. It is a transcript of the gene faf2, whose product is annotated as Fas associated factor family member 2. Gene Ontology annotation, cellular component: endoplasmic reticulum. Gene Ontology annotation, molecular function: ubiquitin binding. The record is from RefSeq and is a predicted model, not a curated record. Lineage: Eukaryota; Metazoa; Chordata; Actinopteri; Semionotiformes; Lepisosteidae.